Molecule: messenger RNA, 5425 nt
Organism: Orussus abietinus
Lineage: Eukaryota; Metazoa; Arthropoda; Insecta; Hymenoptera; Orussidae
Product: DENN domain-containing protein 1B
Exons: 14
Coding region: 248-3121 (957 amino acids)
Biological process (GO): endocytosis; endocytic recycling
Cellular component (GO): intracellular membrane-bounded organelle; cytosol
Molecular function (GO): guanyl-nucleotide exchange factor activity; phosphatidylinositol phosphate binding
Source: RefSeq, a predicted model, not a curated record
GAGGCACUGUGAUCGACGAGAGCACGGUGUCCCAACCUUUGAUUUCGACAUACAGAGUGUGUGCGAUUUGACGGAAAAGUACGUAUCUGCUUAGGGUCCAGCUGACAGACAGAAUGAUAAGUCGUAGCGCCUUCGACGCCUACGCGAAGCCUACGUGAUAUAUCGGAAAUGGACUACUGUCAGGAGGAAUCAUGAGGAUCAUACAACACCACCGACCGACCAAAUUAUUUAUAUUGAAACCAGUAUAAUGGGAUCCAGAUUAAGAGAAAACGUCAAAUAUCUCUACGAAUGUUUCUGUGAAGUGGCCGAACCUGUUGGAGAGAAUGAAGCAUGGAUACUUCAGAGAUAUCCGGAAUCUUACACGGAUCAAGAAAUCCUUAAGUCCGUUCCAAAGUUUGCAUACCCGUGUGAAUUGAAAAAUACACUGGUGCAACAUUUUUCCUUCGUCCUCACACACAUUGACUCAAAGUGGACGUUCGGAUUCUGUCGGCAUGAUCCAAAAACCCAAACUGCUCUGGUUAUCCUCAGUGCUUUACCAUGGCACGAAGCAUUUUACAAACUACUAAAUCAGAUUGCGAGUCUGAUGGCAAGUGGAGGAGGAGAUCUUUGGAAAUUCCUUGAAGAUGUUCACAAUUGUAGCAUUCCACUUCCAGGAUGUUCCGUGACGGUCCCAUUACCACACCCAAAUGUUACAUUCGUUUGUCGAAGUCCGAAGCUCUUUCAGUUACCUAGUAUACCAGAGAAUAGAAAUCUAACCGAAUAUUACAGUGCUGUCGAUUCCCAUAACAUGAUGAUGAUAUUUGCAUCGAUGUUGUAUGAGCGUCGUAUUAUUUUCACCUCCAAAAGACUUUCAAGAUUAAGUGCAUGUGUGCAAGCUUGCAACGCACUGAUUUAUCCCAUGAUUUGGCAACAUAUUUAUAUACCGGUUCUUCCGCUAUCAUUAAUGGAUUAUCUGUUAGCACCGAUGCCAUUUCUGAUUGGUGUACCAUCUCCAAUACUACAGAGAGCGCGUAAGAGUGAUCUAGGAGAUGUUGUGAUAUUGGAUGCUGACAUGAAUAUGAUAGAGUCACCUUUUCAAGAUUUAGAGUCUUUACCGCCAGAUGUGGUAAAUAAUUUAAGAAGAGCACUACGCAACAGAGCAGCAUUGUUAGGCGAUGGAGUAUCGAGGGCAUUUUUGCGAGCUCUAGUUCAGCUCACAGCUGGUUACAGAGAGGCAUUGACAUUACAUCAAGGUGAACGAAUUACGUUCGACCAAGACGCCUUUGUUGAAAGUCGACCGUCUUCCAUGCAGCCUUUCCUACGUAAAAUGUUAGAGCUGCAAAUAUUUCAACAGUUUAUAGAAGAGAGGCUGCACAUGUUGAACUCAGGGCUUGGCUUCUCUGAUGAAUUCGAAUUAGAGGCUUGCAAUUACUCGGAUAAAUCUAACAGUAAAUUUAGGCAACAAUACCGCGAAUGGACUUACGCCAUGCGAAAGGAAGGUACCGCAUUUUUCCGCAGCGUAAAAGAUAAGGCAAACCCGGCGGUAAAAUCUGCAGUCAAGUCGGUAAAAGACAAGAGUAAAGACAUGAGGACGGUCUACAAGGGACUAAAGUGGAAAGGUCGUUCGAGCAGGCACGAGGAAAGUUCCCGUUUUCAGCAGCCCAGAUCAGCUCCGAGCUCGCCCACUUUGGAGAGAAGUCCAGCUAUUUUUAGUUCUCCUUCAAAACCUCUUAGCGGUUUUACAGCGACUACCAGCUACAGGAAGGAACCACGAUUUCGUAACAGCGCCGUCCCCGAGACGAGUCGGAAACAGUACUCUCCUUUGAGUUCGAGUUCUCCGGAGGAAUGUGAUCCACUUCCGGAACGACUGAACAUCGACUUGAUGCACGAAAUGCGAGACGUGAUAUUCCCGAAUACGCCGCCUGUAGAUAGAACUUUGAAGCCGGUCCGCAGUUUAGACAGCUUGAGAUCUGCAUGGAGCGGUCACGUACGGCACGGCCCUCUACUUCCUGUAACAACUUCCCACGACGAUGAAGUUUCCCAAAGACAAAGCCAAAGCCAAAGCCAAAGCGCCGCCAUCAUGUGCACUCUUGGGGGCUCGGCCGCGCGAUCGCAAAAAACGGAGCAAAAAUCAACGCUGCUCGCUUCAACGAGAUCUAUUCUCUCCAGUCUGUCGAGCAUUACCUCCGGCACUUCCGGGCCGCCCAACGAGCUCGGGGGGACGAAUCGUUCGUCCGGAAAAAAUUCCUCGAGCUCGAAGGACUCGUCCAGCCGCGACUCUUCCCCAGGGCCGAAAGAACCCGCGAAGAGGGCGAAAAAGGGAGUUUUUCCUUCUCUCUCGGCGAACGGCAGCUCCCGAUCGAGGGCCCAAUUUUUCGUGGGCUCCAGAGAAUUCAUUAACCCUACGAAUCCAUUUUUAAAUCAACAGACCGGCCUCCCAGAGCUCGUUUCCGUGUCCGAUGGAACGAGCUCCGAAGAGACGGCUGAGAUAGGUGCGAAAGUUGCCGAGGCGAGUAAUCCUUUCGCGGGUUCUCAGGUCCCCUGGGAUGAGAAUUUCGGGUCUGAGAGUAGCGAAGCUCUUCCAGGAGAUCCCUUCGAUACGAGCCGAGCCCUGAAUCCCUUCCUUACGCAGAACUCGGUGAUCCCUUCCUCGGAAUGCGAGGCCGAUCCCAAGAUUCCCUCGUUAAAUGCCCGACACAGCCCUGCACUCGCCAAGGAGUUCUCGGAAGAGCGUGAUCUUAUCAGGUUGGACUCCGUGAACAGCGACGACGACUUUGACCCGCUAUUGUCGAAAUCCUCGAAAUUCAACGACUCGAAGCAAAUGACGCAGUCUCUGCACAUCCCCCAAAUGGGGGAGGGUCUUAGCAACCCUUUGUACCCAUACUUUCUGCCCAGCGCAAAGAACCCCGAGUCUCAAGCCAAGAAUCAGCCUGAGAAAUUGGGCGAUUUCGACCUUCUUCAAGAAUACGGCCUGGACUUCAAUAAAUUCAGUGUAACGAACGGUGGAGCAUCGUCGUCGGGGAAAAGUGAGACGUGUGAGAAGAGCGCCACCGAGAUCAGCAACAGUAUUGACACUGCUUUCGGCUCGCUGUCAAACGAGCCAACUGUCAAGCUACAGAACAACUGGACCAAGUUCGAGUAACACGGCCUCGAGAGGGAGGGCCGCGACCUCUCGCGAUUUUCCAAGCCAACGGAGGGUGAUGGGGAAAAAAUGCUCCAGGUAAAAGUUAUCCAGGGCAACGUGCGCGACAAGUACUGUAGGAUGCAUUAUUGCCUAUCGCUCGUUGUUGACGCGGAAAACGCAUUCACCUGAGACGAUAGCUUCGGGUUAACCGCUUCGAAGUAGUCACGGAGAAACGUAGCGUGGCGGGAUCGUUUAUACAUCUUUCGUCGCACUUGUUAUGUCGAGAGUUUCGGAGUCUUGAAUAUGUCGAGAGCGCUUGGAGAUCUGGACUUGUAGGAAGAAGACUUAGCCCGAGUUAAAUAGGUAGUGGAAAUUAUAGCAAGUCAGAUGCAAAGCUGUACGGGAGGAGUGAGAUGUUAGAAUCAUUUGUGUCGGCUGUAAUAGCGAUGUCGAGGCCAAAUCGUGUCGAGUCGAUGGAUGAUUUCGGUCUGCAGGAAUACGGUUUAGAUUCCAUUAAACUCACGUAAUAAAGAACUAUACAUUUUUCACCGCUCUAGUUGGUAGCACGAAUAGUAAGACUAAACCGGUCCGAAACGAGUCCAAAAAGCUCGGCGACUACAACCUGCAGAGGCACGGUCUAGACUCCGUUAAACGUAAAUAGAAAUGAUUUAGAGAUCAAUCACGAGAUAGUAGACUAGCUUAAAAAUGAUUUCUCGAUUAGUUACAACGAGAACGUUACGGUCGAGCAAAUCCGAGAAGUUCGAUGGUCAAUAUCUGUACGCGUAACUUUGAUAACACGCAGAUUAGAAACCAACCAACCGAGGAAGGGAGACAAAUUCCCAAAUGUAACGAACCCUUGACGUGCAGGAAAAUUAAAUUAGCGUAGGGAGAUUAGGCCACUUUCGUUUGGACAAACAGAAAAACGAGUCCAUAGGGCAAAGGUGCAUAGAAAGAGCGUCAGUAUUGAUAUGGUAUACGGUUCACCGAUAAGGAGGUUGCCUCAAUGAUUCGGAGGACGAACGAGAUAUAUUUGAGUAUAAUGAAGGUCUUAGAAGGAUUAAAUAAUAUUAAUGGGACUGAGAAUUCGUGUAAUAAGGGAGAGGAGAUAAUCUAGAGGGACGAGCUGGACUAAGUUCGAGUAAUGCGCGUCCUGGCUAGUAAUCGGGCCAAGGCGCGGGCAAUGAUGACAUAUCAAAGAACCAAUUGUAAAUAAAUUACGAGCGAAAGUUUGUUAUCGUUUAUACAAGCGUAAAAAGAUUUAUACAAGGUCCCUGGUCCGUCAGCUGGCGUCAGACCGAAUUUCUGUAACGAGUUUUAUGUUGUUACGUAUUGUAAAUACUAUUAUAUACCUCGCCAGCAGGAUUGGGGCGUCCUCCAUUCCGGUUUAAUUGUCUGGAUAAGUGCUUAGGAUCGAUCCGGAGGCAUUGAGUUCGGAGCUAACAAUUAAGGAAGUAGCUAAUAAAUAAAAAAAAAGAAAUAGAAAUAUAUUUAUUGUAACGCAGGGAGUCGAGCUUGUAAUUGUUGGCAAUUUAAAUUGAAUUUUAUACGUCGAGAGAGACCGUUUAUUCAUCGCGCAUUAAUUUGAUAUUAAACCAUUACUCGAAAAGGAAUGCAUCGAGACCGAAGAAAUUACUCAGCGGUCAGUCUUGGAUUUCGUUCGAAACAGAAUAAGUAAUCUUCGAGCUCUGAACUUGAUUCCGCUGUAUCGGACGGUAGAACAAUUACUUUCGCUUUUGGAUAAAAGCAUGGUUAGCGAAACAUCUCCACGGCGAAUAUGUAUAAAGCGCAAUGCCGAAGAAGAACGGUUCAAUGACGAUAUGCGUUUAUCUGAACGCGAAAGUGAUAUUAUGAGGGAAAGAAAAUCCUAUUCCGAAACCGUGCAACAAUUGAGCCGUACGCGAAUAUUUUACGUAGGCGUAAUCUCGGCUGCUUUUGUUUAUUCGCUUGGUGGAUACGUUUGCGAGGUGACAAUAAAUAAACGGUGGAUGUUGGACCCUUUUACAACCGAGGGAACAUCUCCGAGCGAACAAGCGAAAGUGUCGAAAAAUCAACCUAAAGUGAUGGCCGUCUUGAAACUGUGACGAACCAGUCGCUGGACGUCCGGUGACAUUAGUGAAAGUAAGAGUAAAAGUAAGUCUGUCAGCUGAUAGUAGACUUAAUACUCAGUUUUCGCAAAUAGCUAACAGGAUUAUGCUUCCAUAGGGCCGUGUAUCGCGGUUUCUUUGUAAUGCCUAUUACAAUGUGUAUCGUGAGACCAUGUUUGUACGUAACGUUGUUAUAGUAACUGCUCAAAUUGCACAAAUAAAUUAUGAUCCGAUCUUA